Diorhabda sublineata is the source of this 2249-nucleotide messenger RNA. RefSeq names its product dynein regulatory complex subunit 2. Gene Ontology annotation, cellular component: axoneme; axonemal dynein complex. Gene Ontology annotation, biological process: cilium-dependent cell motility; axonemal dynein complex assembly; regulation of cilium movement. Lineage: Eukaryota; Metazoa; Arthropoda; Insecta; Coleoptera; Chrysomelidae. The transcript has 6 exons. The record is from RefSeq and is a predicted model, not a curated record. The coding region runs from base 258 to 1958 and encodes 566 amino acids.
GAAAAAGUAAUAUUCUUAUCUAAAAGUCUUCACAAAUACCUCUAGUAUGUCGAUUUGUGUUUUUUUAUUUAAUAUUAAUUUCUUUAUCAUAAAAAAUUGGUACCAAAUAAAAAUAUUUCCUGUUUCUAACGAAAAUCAUGAAUACUUGUAACGGUUGCCAUGUAAUCAUUGAUCAAAUACGUGUAUAUGUACGAAAUAAACGUAUUAAGUAAUAAAUAGUGUUCGGUAAAGAAAUUCAAGAUUAAAUUUCGUUAAAUAUGGCAGGAAAGAAGAAGAAAUCCGUAGCUAAUAAAUUAGCCAAAAUGUCCGAUGAAGAAAGGGCGAGGUAUAUGCAGCAUCGAGCUGAAAUGGAAGAAGAAGCGAAAAGAAGAAAAGAACAAUUAAUUGCCACGUUCAUGAAGAAAAAAGUGAAAAAAGAAGAAGCAUUUUCAAGAUUGAACUUAGCAAAAAUUAACCAAAAUUGGCAUCAAAUACUGCGCAAAACAAAAUGUCAAGAAAUGAAGGAAAACAUCGAGCAUUUAAGAAAAUGGAUAGAAAGAGUAAUUCAAUACAAAAAUGAAACUAUUUCGAGAUUAGUAAAAGAACUCGACGUAGCCGAAGAUGACUAUAUAACUAACCUCUAUUCACAUUCCAAUCAUAUCGUUAAAAUUUUGGAAAACCAAAACGAGUACAUGGAUAAAUUGAAUGCUCAGUAUCAAGAGGAUUUAAAUAGGUUAUUGAGGGAAGCCGAAGUGGAGAAAGAAAACAUUUUAAAAAACGCCGAGGAACAACAAAUACAUUUAAAGACUAUACUGUAUCGACAAGGAAUGAAUGAAAAACAUAUAAAAGAAGAAGAAGCGCAGUAUGUGCAAAAAUAUUAUGAAGAUCAGUACGAGUUUGAAUCGAAAUUAGAAAAAAUGCGCAGUGCUAGAGAGGAAGUUUGUUGUACAAUUUGGAGAGGAAUAGAAAAAACCAUUCAAGAUUACAUCGACAAAACUAAUCCUUGGAGAAUGCACAUUGCAGAGUUGAAGAGAUUAGAUAGGGAAUCCGCUGAAGAAAUAUCUCGAAAUAAAGAGCGAAUAUUACAAGACGAGAGUUUAAAGGAAAAUAUUAAAGAAGAAUUGGAGAGAACACGUACGUCACAGGAAUACGAAUUGGCAGCUCUAAGUGAAGAAUUGGUAAAAUUGCAAAAAAAAUUCAAUAAGUUGCGCACGCAGCUUAACAAUGAUCUGCAAGUCGAUGAAAAAAAAUUAAAAGUGCUUGUAGAAGUUUCCGAUGAAACUAAAAGAUAUUUAGAAGGAUUAGUUAAAAAGGGAAACUGUAUUUUGAAUUUUUUGGAAAUUUGCAAAACAUUCGAAACGGAUCGUGAAAAAAUAAUGCAAUGGUACCAUACAAAAGUGUCUAAAAAUUACGGCGAAAAGGUAAAAGAAGAAGAAAAUAACAUAGAAAGUGUAAAACAUCAGUAUUUUCCAAUUGACAGCGAAAAAGAAGAAGAACAUAAUAUAGAAACCGUAAAACAUCAAUAUUAUCUAAAUAACGAUGAAAAAGAGGAAGAAAAUAACAUAGAAAUUGUGAAUCAUGAAUAUUCUCCAGAAUUUGGAUUUUCUUUAACAUUAGGAGAAAUUAUUCCUUCCGAUACAACCAUAACUGCAAUUAAAAAUGUGACAGUUCAAGAUAAACAUCCUGUAGAAUGUUCACUGAAUAAUCUUCCUACAGGGCUCAUUGAUGACUGUUUGAAAGAUUUGGAACGGUUCGAGAAUUUUUGGAUGAAAUACAAUAAAGUCGAGGUCGAUUAUUUGGAUAUUCUAGGUGAGAAGAAACAUCUACUAGAAGAAAAUAAACAGUUACGAGGAAUGAUACGUGCCGUUUUGGAAGCCACUGCUUUAUCUCAUUCAAUUCCUAACAGUAAAGUCCCUACCAGGAUUCCAUCUAGAAGGAUCAGUGCUCGUUCUGCCCCGUUAAGAAGAAUGGUUUUCUAAGUAUUUUUCCAAUCAAAACAUAUGGCUCCAUCUAUUGACAGAAGUUGAAAUUUUUCUGAUUGACGUUUAUUUCAUAGUUAAUCACAUAUUACCAAUAUUUAGAUAGUUCACGUGAUUCAUGUGAUUAGUUCUUUUGAAAUUAGCGCCAUCUACAACCACAGAAUAUUGAUAAUACGUGUCGUAAUUAUUAUAUAUUAUUAUUAUUAUAAAUCAAUGAAAUUAUCUUGUAGUUUUUGGGUUGUAAUUAUAAAAAGAUUGGAAAUUAUAAUAAAAAUUCUUUUUAUUAAUAAA